This is a messenger RNA of Trypanosoma cruzi, 846 nucleotides long. RefSeq names its product mucin-associated surface protein (MASP), putative. The transcript has a single exon. The record is from RefSeq and is a predicted model, not a curated record. NCBI's taxonomy places the organism in Eukaryota, Euglenozoa, Kinetoplastea, Trypanosomatida, Trypanosomatidae. Bases 1 to 846 code for a protein of 281 amino acids.
AUGGCGAUGAUGACUGGCCGUGUGUUGCUGGUGUGUGCCCUCUGCGUGCUGUGGUGCGGUGCCGGUUGUGGUAGAUGUGAAGAGGAGGGGACGGCAGUUCCUGAGAGUGAUGCUGAUCUUCCGCUGGCAUCAAAACAGCUUGAAAACUCUCCACAAGACACCCAAGGCUUAAAUGGUGGAGUACCAGGUGCUAAUGUAAAUGUACCACCCGCAUCUCCCGAACCUAGAGAGGGAGAGGAUGAUGUUGAUGAUGAUGAUAGUGAAGAGACGGAGGCUCAAGAAGAAAUUAUAGAAGGGCAGAGUGGUCAAGGAGGAACAGCUGCAAUAGGCUCAGAUUCCAUGGAAGAGAAUUUAAUUGGCAGUGAGAAGAAAACAGGCCAGUCAAUUGUACCUGCGAAGGACAUUCCUCAUUCCGGCAGUCAGGAAUCAAAUGCCAAUCCUACGCAAAAGGAAAUUGAAAAGAAGGACUCCGGCAAAAAUACACCAGCAGUAGGGAACGCACUCACAACACGUAACGGAGAGAACACACUGCCUGCGGAAGGAAAUCCUCCAUCAUCUCCAAAAAGCAGUGAUGAUUCCCGCAAACAGGAUGGCGAAGACACAACGAGUGAAGAAGAAGAAAAUGUUCCACCGCCUGAGACCGCCGCCACACCACAAAGCCACCGAGACAAAGGCACAGAAGGGACUGUGGAAGAUACAAAAGCAACGACAGUAACCGCCAACACAAGAGAUACGACGAGCACACAAAACAGUGACGGCAGCACCGCGGUCUCCCACACCACCUCCCCUCUUUUGCUUCUUCUUCUUGUUUCAUGUGCGGCUGCGGCUGCGGUGGUGGCCGCGUGA